Molecule: messenger RNA, 1252 nt
Organism: Brassica napus (rape)
Lineage: Eukaryota; Viridiplantae; Streptophyta; Magnoliopsida; Brassicales; Brassicaceae
Exons: 2
Coding region: 475-1017 (180 amino acids)
Source: RefSeq, a predicted model, not a curated record
GAUCUAUAACGAGGAAACAAUCUGACACACGGUCAAGUAGUAGACCAUCUAGACAUAACUCGCCACAUGGCUUAAUAUGAUUGGAUGAUUAGAAGACGGUCUUAUGUGUGUUCUUCUCUUUGUUGAUCAUCUCACGGCUCUGUUCCGUCUCUUUCCUCUUCUCCAUCUCAUUAGUCUCUUGAUCCUGAUAACAAGCAUCUCUCUCUCUUUGAGGUGGCCGCUUCCAUGCCAACGUGUAGAGAAAAUGGGCGAGUCUAAGGGGUAUGAGAGAGGAGGACGUGUGAUUCCAAAUGUUAAUUCUUACAACGUCUCUCUUAAGUUGUCUCCACUUGUUUCUUUUUGGGAUUGUAUUGUCCGAACCAUGAGGUAUUCCUAUAUACCUGAGUGGUUGUAGUAGUUCUUGAGAUCGUUCCUCUACGAGUUUAUUUAGUUAGAAAUUAUAUAUAUAUAUAUAUAUAUUAUAAGCAAGAAAUUAUGGAUCACUGUGUGUGCAAGCAAGUUCAAUCAGUAGCUAGUAAAUUGAAGAAGAAGAAGGCACAUGGUAAAGAUGAGUUUGAUCGUGUCAAACAAGCUGAGAAGAAGAAGAGACGUCUUGAGAAAGCUCUUGCUACUUCUGCUGCCAUCAGGGCUGAGCUUGAGAAGAAGAAGCAGAAGAAACUUGAAGAGCAGCAGAGGUUAGAUGAAGAGGGGGCUGCUAUUGCAGAAGCUGUUGCUCUUCACGUCCUACUGGGAGAAGAUUCUGACGGUGAUGAUUCAUCUCGAGUCAUGCUUGGUGAAGAAAAGGGUUUCAAGAUGGAUAUGUUUAGAGGUGAAAGCUAUGCGGUUCAAGGGAUUGGGUUUGUGUCAAACGGUUGUGGAUUAGGAGACGGUAACUGGUCGCCGUUCGCUAGUGAUGUUUGGGAUGACAACAUGGGGAUGUCAACUGAUUUGAUUGCUGCUCAGGCUGUCUCGUCGCUACAGAUAUCUGAAAACAGUGACGGGAAUACCCUUGUGUUCAAUGGGCUGUUCCGGGGAUGAUGAAUACCAUGAUUUUCAGAUUUGGUUCGCUAAAAGAAUCAUGAAUGUGUUAUGGUUCGUGUUACUGACGAACUGUGCUGUUUAUUCCAGAACCCUUUUGGUUGCUUUGGUGUGAGAUUGCUCUGUUGUCUAGAUGUAUGCCUUUUUCACCUGCAAUGUGUACGGAUGCAUUGUACUCAUCAAACUUGUCACAAAAACUCUUCACAUCUGAAUUGCAAUCAUCUUUAGGUUUCAA